GAUUCAUUGGAAAAAACUGUUGAAACCACUCCUGCGCAAGUAUGAUCUCGCAGAGGUGGUGGGAGAGGGGGAUGAGGCAAUGGAAGCCCUUGCUGGAGAAGGGGAGUUCAGCAGUCCGGAGGACCAAAUUCUACUAGCACAGGAGCUGCUUCAGGACAUAGCAGCAGCAGGAAAGGAGGCACUCCUGAAGAUACCAGAUGGUAAGACUCCCCUCCAAAACUUUUCUUCCAUCAUGCAAGGGCCUGAGGAGACUUUUAUUACUUUUGUUGAUAGACUGAAAGAGGCCAUUGAGAGACAAAUAGACAACGUAGAAGUUCGUGCAGAGCUUCUACGAAAGAUGGCCAUUUCUAAUUCUAAUUCGGAAACAAAAAAGAUUCUCCGUGCACUACCUCAGGACCCCGAGCCCACCAUCUCUCAGAUGGUGGAGGCUUGCACAAAGGCAAUGUCAAUGGAGCACACGGCGGCCCUGGCUGUCAGCAAAGGGGUGGGAGAGGCCAUGAUAAACUUACAAAAUACACGCUGUUUUAACUGUGGUCAGCUGGGUCACAUCCAGGUGAACUGUCCCCACUGGCCACAAAUUCAACAACCUAUCUUGCCCCCCCCAAGACCAUAUCCUAGGAACCCAUUUUAUCAAGAUCACCAGUUUCAUCUACAGCAACAAGGGUACCAGCCAGCGGGAAACUGGCGGCGAAGCGCGAGGAAGGGCCGCGCGACGACACCAAGUGGCCCUUCUCAGCAUCCCAGCCUCCCGACCAUCAGGGAGGACGAGUGGCCGCGCGGCCAAGUCCAGCAGUUCAGCGCAGCCACGAGGACAGACUCCGCCUCUUCCGCCGGACAGGUACCCUAAAUCAGGGCAGUCGUCGGGUCCUCCGCAGCAGCGUCACCAUCUCUCUCCAGGAUGAGGACCUGACGAGAGCUCCUGCUGGGUUCCUGGGCCCCCUCCACGACCGUCGGGACACCACCGUGCUCAUCUUAGAAGACUCCUUCAACAUGCUGAAUGAAAUCACCAUCUUACCUGAGGGAAAGUCGGUGCAGAUGCGGCUCAUGGCAGACACAGGAGCUGACGUGACCAUCAUCCCCCAGACUUUUGUAGCGCAGAUUUUAUCACCUGUGCGCCGGCUUUUCCCUGAGGCCAUCAUCCUGCAUUACAUGGAUGAUGUGCUAGUUUGUGCUUCCGACUCGACAUACCUAAAGGCAACACUGGACAAGACUAUUAAGGCUAUCAGAGUUGCAGGGCUCCAGAUAGCGGAAGAGAAGAUCCAAUUCUCAGCACCAUGGAGGUACCUCGGAUUCCUCAUCACGGGAAGGACAGUGACGCCACAGACAUUGACCAUCAAUGAGGAUCCGAAGACUCUGCGAGAACUUCAGCAGCUGUGCGGAACGAUCACCUGGAUCCGCCCCCUCCUGGGACUGACGACGGAGGAGCUGUCACCUCUCUUCUGUCUGCUUCGAGGCGACGGAGACCUCGCCUCACUGCGCGAGCUGACACCUGCCGCGCGGGAAGCCCUGGGAGGGGUUGCUGUUGCUCUGAAUUCUCGCCAGGCACACCGCGUGGUCUGGACCCUUCCCGUGAACUUCGCGGUGUUGGACGCUGAGGAUGACUGCCGCCUUGAGGACACCUCUGAAACAUCUGAUGCUCCUGAUCGUCAUCAUCUGGCUGUCACCGGUCAGGAGCUGGAUAGUCCCACAGCCGAGAGAAAACAUAUGGGUCACGCUGGCGAAGUCCUUGAAGCAGGACAACUUCUGUAUGGCCAUGGGAAGUGUGGACAAUCCGUUAUCCACGUGCCUGCAAAGGCCCUCGGUGAGCUUUCUCACCUCGAGUGUUGGCUCAGUAAGCAGGCCAACGCCACGUCCGCUGCCUUUUCUGACUUGCUAGCGGACGAAGAAGUCACCAGGCACGCCACACUGCAAAAUAGGGCUGCUAUUGACUUCUUACUGCUCGCCCAUGGCCACGGCUGUGAGGACUUUGAAGGAAUGUGCUGCUUCAAUCUGGCAUCAAAGAGCACAUCCAUCCAAGCUAAUAUCCAGCGGAUCCGAGAGCAAGUUGACGACCUCAAGACUGAGACCUCGACUGUAGAUCCUGUGAAUAAACUGCUAUCUCAAUGGAGUGUCCCAGGGUGGGUUGCUAUCAUCCUCAGGGGACUCUUUUGGAUCUUUCUGAUAAUGUUCAUUAUCUCACUUGCGUUAUUUUUGUUUAGGCGUAUGUUGCUUAAAAUGUUGGGAAGUGCUUAUUUAAUAAAUAAAAACGGGGGAGAUGUAGGAGGAGGGGUUGGGGAAGGCAGUCUAGGGUUGCCAUGGGAAACAGCAGUUGUAUGAGUUCUCCACCCCCUUUUGUAAGAGAAUUGUACCCUCCCCCUGUCCUGUCAGUUAUAGUUCAAGUCUGCCCCUUAGCCUAGAAUCUUCUCUGUUCCACGUUUUCCCUUUGGUUCUUCCACCAAGAACACUCCUUUCCCUUUUCCCCACUGGUUAAUGUUAUAUUUCCCCUCCCUUUAGCCUUCUCCCGAUUGUACCCUCGAAUGCUAAACCCUCCUACCCCUACGCAGUAAAAGAAUCCUCACCCCUCCCUUCGGGGCUCUCGGAAUCUGCCUCCCUUCUGCUUCGUUGUCUCCCUGUUUGCCCCUUCUGCGACCCUUCAAUAAACGAGCAGGAUUUCAGCAG
Vidua chalybeata is the source of this 2658-nucleotide messenger RNA. RefSeq lists its product as uncharacterized. The coding region runs from base 991 to 2316 and encodes 441 amino acids. Gene Ontology annotation, molecular function: aspartic-type endopeptidase activity; RNA stem-loop binding; RNA-directed DNA polymerase activity. NCBI's taxonomy places the organism in Eukaryota, Metazoa, Chordata, Aves, Passeriformes, Viduidae. The transcript has 5 exons. The record is from RefSeq and is a predicted model, not a curated record. Gene Ontology annotation, biological process: RNA-templated DNA biosynthetic process; proteolysis.